UAAAUGUAAUCCAAUAGAUGGAAAAGAAUAGAGAAUAGACACAAUGCUUCUUUCAUCCAUAAUAAAAGUAUCAGUAACUUUAUAGUAUGUUUAAAUAGCUACAAAGUUGUAUAAUAAAAUUAACAUAUUGUAGGAAGCAACAAAGUCUGUGGCAUUUUAUCGGCGCAUGUCUGUGACGUCAAAAGAAGUGGAAAAUGAGAUAUCCAAGAUAAAACUCCAACUCGAUCCUCAAAUUGAAACCAUUUUAUGUGCUGCUGAAGAUCCUGCGCUUAAAGAGUUGAUUAAGACUAAUCCAAAAGACAACUCUGAAGAGCUAUCGGCAUGGAAGUUUUUGAAGAAAUCCGAAUCUUCGAAACGGGCUCUAAUGACAGUGCUUAUUAUCAUGUCAAUUACAAUUUGGAUGGGUUCCAUAGCUCUUCAAGUAUAUGCGGAGCCGCUGUUCAAAGAAGCGGUACCGUCUAUGGACUCCAAUCAAUGUUCAAUAUACCUUGCAGUAAUUUUCUUGGUGGCAAGUUUGUUAUGCGCUUUGCUGUUAGAUAAGUUGGGGAGAAAGUUCCUAUUAACUUCCACAUGUAUUGGGUCCGGCAUCUUGAAUCUCAUGUUGGGUACUCAGCUGAGGUACCACUGGGCAUCGCAUUGGGUCACUGCAAUUCUUAUAUAUGCGUUCAGUUUCGUGUAUACUCUUGGAGCUGCGGUUGUGCCAUUUGUUUUAACAGCUGAGGUGUUCUUGCCAGAGGUUCGUGGCCUCGGUAAUAGCAUUGUUAUGGCAUGUAUGUGGAUCAUGAACUUCAUGACCCUUAUUAUUUUUAACCCAAUUGUCCAAGGCAUCGGUUUAGGAUUUACCUUCUGCAUUUUCUCAAUCAUCUGCUUCGCAGGAGCUAUCUACAGUCAAUUUUGGCUGCCCGAGACUAAAGGACUAUCAGCGGAUGAGAUACAAUUACUGUUUCAGAGGAAACCUAGGGUUAAAAGUAACAUCAAGAGGAAUAUUUGAAUCUAGUUUUAUAGAAUCGAGGUAUACCUUGUAAAAUUCAAUUGCUAUAACUGUUGAACUACGAUAUUUUGCAACAUUCAGGACCAAUUAAUAAUG
Messenger RNA from Diatraea saccharalis (sugarcane borer), 1087 nucleotides. The record is from the annotation of a GenBank genome assembly. Lineage: Eukaryota; Metazoa; Arthropoda; Insecta; Lepidoptera; Crambidae.